ACAAAGCUUCAGUUUAUGUAUACCUUCUUUGCCAUGUCCGACAAGAUAAAAGGGGGAAAAAUAAACAAAAAUACUUUCAUAAUUUCAGACAUCAAGCUCUGCACCGUCGGAUACUCUCGGCGGCCCUUCGAUGCCGAAGAUGGUCGGACAAUCUCCAAUAAAAUCGAUAUAUUCAGAGCCAUUUUGAAGGCAUCGACUCGAUGAACUUCUACCAGGCUCCCAUAAAGCACAGAAGUGCUGCCAAUCGUUCGACGACUUCGAUUGGAUCCAAAUCAGCCCCUUCAUCGCUCCGAAAUGGAAACUCAACACGACGGAACGGUGGAGUGGGAAAUCCAACAUGGUGGAGCGAUGGAGGGGAAAUGGGAGCUCAUCACAAAGGACUCCAUUUCUAUUCACUCUUUUCCAGCAGUCUGGCAGCAUGCAACAUAAACCGGUAAAAUUUAAACGCCCAAAAGGACCUUUUGAAAUGGUAAACUUUAAUAAGGUUCUCUAUGAAUAAACAAUAAUUUUUAAAUUGAAAGUGUGGCCAAAUAGUUGGAAUAUAAUAUUCCUAAGUUAUAAAAAUGCUAUAGAAUCUUUAAAGAAAAUGGAAAUACUAUAAAAUAAUCCAGCAAAAUCUGCUCAUAAAAUAAAAGUAAAUAAACUAUUUUAAAUGAAUGUAACUGAGGUAGACUUCAAGGACGACUACGAACACCCAGAUGAUCUGGAGUACAUAUUGGAAUCGGUGUUGAUGUCCAACGAUGGAAGUGCAGAGUUUCAAAGUCUGGAAGAGAAGUACAAUUCGGUGCUUCUGAACCAAUGCCAAUGCAAAGGAUCCUGCGAUAAUAUAGAAAACUGUCCACAUGGCGGUCAGUAUAUGUACGGACCGGAUGGAAAGGAGUUGCUCCUUUGGAACAGCGAGGCCUCUCCAAAACCGGUCAUAGAAUGCAACCCAUUGUGCGAGUGUAGUAGGAACUCCUGCUCCAAUCGUCUGGUGCAGUAUGGACCAAGAAGGAAUCUGGAAGUAUUCGAUUCUCCGAUUUACGGAUCAAAAGGACUACGCAGUAAAGUAAAUAUACCCUGCCGGGUCUUUAUCUGUGAAUACGCAGGCGAACUAUUGACCAAAUCCGAGGCAAAGCGUCGCCUGGAAGCGAAUGAGGCGCUCGGGCUGAUGAACUAUGUCCUGGUACUGAAUGAAUACACCAGCAAUGAGAAGCAACAGGUGACCAUUGUGGACCCCUCUCGUCGGGGGAACAUCGGACGCUAUCUGAACCACAGCUGUGAACCCAACUGCCAGAUAGCAGCGGUACGAAUAGACUGUCCCAUACCGAAAAUAGGCAUCUUUGCUGCCCGCGAUAUUAAGGCCCAGGAGGAGUUGUGCUUUCAUUACGGAGGAGAGGGGCAGUAUGUGAACACGAAAAAUGGAAAGACUUGCCUAUGCGCUGCUCCUAAUUGCACGGGUUACAUGCCCAACACUGAAAUUGAUUAAAGGAUAUAGAUAAAGUUUUCAAAUAACAA
This is a messenger RNA of Drosophila kikkawai, 1497 nucleotides long. RefSeq names its product probable histone-lysine N-methyltransferase set-23. The record is from RefSeq and is a predicted model, not a curated record. Gene Ontology annotation, molecular function: protein binding; histone methyltransferase activity; zinc ion binding. Gene Ontology annotation, cellular component: nucleus. NCBI's taxonomy places the organism in Eukaryota, Metazoa, Arthropoda, Insecta, Diptera, Drosophilidae.